AGUUGAAUUAUUUUAAUCAGAACAUAAAGGCAAUUCGAAACUAUAAAUACAAAUACAAGUGUUGGAGGGAGAAAACUGAAAAAACAGAGCUUCAUUCGUUCUGACUCCGAGAGUUCCGCGUUAGAAAAAAGCAAAUUAUCCUUCCAGCUUGAAUACAGUUGAAGAAGCUCUGUCACCUCGUCUCGUCUCGUCUCGUUGACAUUCUUUCAAACAGCUCAUGUGCUUUUUCUAUUUCAGGAUCUGCUGAAUUUAAUCCCGGGAUACAUUCAAUUGUUAACAAUGGAGGAUGCUGGAGAGUCCAAGAUGGAGGAUGCUGGAGGGUCUAAAUUGAUUGGAAUGAGACAGAUUGCAAGAUUAAAGGAAAUAUUUCAGAAGUGGCAGCAUGUGGCAAAAGAUUCUGAUGAACAUGCAGAUGUGAAUCUUGGAGGCAUAUCACCAAUGAUUAACAAGAGGUUAACCACUGUUGUGUACUGUGAUUCUGAUGAUGAUAGCUGCCCAAGCCCUCAAGGACCACAUGAUGUUCCCAAAGGGUACUUAGCCGUCUAUGUCGGUCCGGAGCUUCGGAGGUUCAUCAUUCCCACCAGCUACCUUACCCACCCUCUCUUCAAAAUGUUGCUGGAAAAGGCUGCUGAGGAAUUUGGGUUUGACCACAGUGGUGCACUCACCAUUCCAUGUGAAAUUGAGACUUUUAAGUACCUCCUCAACUGCAUGGAGAACACCCAUCAGCAACAUGAUGACAGCCCCUAUGUUGGUGGAAUUGCAGCUGACAACACAGGAACAAUUGAAGAGUAAAUAAUGAUAGUGGUGCAGAUGAUAGUGCUGGUGUGAAACGGAGGUUUCCUUGCAUCAUUUUUGUUUUGGUUUGUUAUGUGAACAAUAAUAGAAUACCCCAAUUAGAAAGAUUUCUUGUCUCUUAAUAGCAAUUGGCUGGUAGAAUUGUCGUUAAACCUCCAGGUACUCUAUGCUUUGGUAUAAGAAUUAUAUCCAAUGUUCUCCUCA
This is a messenger RNA of Lotus japonicus, 999 nucleotides long. Its product is annotated as auxin-responsive protein SAUR40-like. Lineage: Eukaryota; Viridiplantae; Streptophyta; Magnoliopsida; Fabales; Fabaceae. The record is from RefSeq and is a predicted model, not a curated record. Bases 280 to 792 code for a protein of 170 amino acids. Gene Ontology annotation, biological process: response to auxin. The transcript has 3 exons.